AUGUACUUUACUCUCUACUUCCCUGUCACACGCCUCCCUGACACUCUUCGCUCAGUCAGGGACCACUUUCUCGCCCUAGACCCUACCACUCUCACUGUCGCCGACUUCGAGAAGCACCUCAUUGCGGUCAAAAAGAAUAUGCUCGCUGUAGGUGCUGCUCGUGGCACUCCUCGCACUCCCCCCUUUAAGGGGUGCUCCCCCUCCCCUCUUGCCCCCUCCUACGCCUCUGCUGCUGCUGCUGUCGACUUCCUUGGUGCUGAGGAGGUUGGGGCUGCUUCCGCUCCUAGUGGGAAGCGCCGCGGUGCCAGGGGCAGCAGGGGUGGCAGGGGUGGUGGAGGUGGCGGUGGAGGGGGCGGUGGUGGAGGCGGCGGGGGAGGUGGAGGUGGUGGGGAUGGUCGUGGGGGUGGAGGUGGUGGUGGGGGCGGCGGUGGCACUGGGAGCGGUGGAGGUGGCAGCGGCGGUAGUGGGGGAGGAGGGAGCGAUUGUGAGAGUACGACGGCUAUGCUAUGA
Molecule: messenger RNA, 510 nt
Organism: Closterium sp. Yama58-4
Lineage: Eukaryota; Viridiplantae; Streptophyta; Zygnematophyceae; Desmidiales; Closteriaceae
Source: the annotation of a GenBank genome assembly